Molecule: messenger RNA, 2254 nt
Organism: Betta splendens (Siamese fighting fish)
Lineage: Eukaryota; Metazoa; Chordata; Actinopteri; Anabantiformes; Osphronemidae
Gene: ttpa
Product: tocopherol (alpha) transfer protein
Exons: 5
Coding region: 58-924 (288 amino acids)
Cellular component (GO): membrane
Molecular function (GO): phosphatidylinositol bisphosphate binding
Source: RefSeq, a predicted model, not a curated record
CGUCUCACGCAAACAGUCCGCUGGCAGCGCUGACAUGUGCGCGGACGUUAGGGCGACAUGAACGGGCCCGAGCUUAAUGAUCUCCCGGACGACUCGGAGCAGCUGUGUCCGUACGUGAGCAGCCUGCGGCGGAGGGCGCUGCGGGCCAGAGAGCUGUGCGCCGCCAGCACCUUGUCCGACGCCUUUCUGCUCAAGUUUCUGCGGGCGAGAGACUUCGACGUGGAACUCGCUCUGAAGCUCCUGCUGAACUAUCAGCUGUGGCGGAGGGAGAGUCCUGAGAUCAGUGGCUGCCUGUCUCCCUCCUCAGUGCUGGGGCUCCUCAACACAUCAUACCACGCCGUCCUGCCGCUGAGGGACCACACCGGCAGCCGGGUGCUCAUCUACAGGAUUGGGCAGUGGAAUUCCAAAGACUGGUCGGCCUUUCAAGUUUUCAGAGUCAGCCUUAUGACAUCAGAGAUCAUCUGCAUGGAAACAGAAACCCAGAGACGGGGGGUCAAGGUCAUAUUCGACCUGCAGGGAUGGAUGUUGGGUCACGCCCUGCAGAUCAACCCUUCCCUCGCUAGAAGGAUAUCCUCUGUGCUAUCGGACUCGUUUCCAUUGAAAGUUAGAGGAAUUCAUCUGGUCAAUGAGCCAAUGUUCUUUCGGCCAGUUUUUGCCAUGCUUCGUCCCUUCCUACCAGACAAGAUCAAGCAGAGGAUCCAUAUGCAUGGUGCAGAUUUCCAGAACUCGCUCUGUAAGUUCUUCUUACCGACGAUCCUGCCUCCAGAGUACGGAGGAGAAGGCCUAGGAAUAGAGGCGGCGUGUCAAGACUGGACCAAUCAGCUGCUCCAAUCAGAGACGCUCCUGCAGCAGAUCGCCGCCCACCCAACCGCUGAUGUCGCCACUUUUCCCAAGGAGUCACACCUUGAAAGAAAACGACACUAAGCUACUUGACAGGUGUAAUUUUUAAUGUACGCAUUCUGGCAGCCAGCUUGUGCAGUCAGAGAGUCAAAGAGGCCGAAAUAACAUCCAACUUGCUUCUCAUUACCUAUCUCUGACUUUUGAGUUUACACGAUUCAUAGCUGUAGCUCUUUCUUACAUUGCUCACUGAUCUCAAACUAAAGGAUAAAGUAGCACAAUAUGGUUAAAAACUCAUGUAGUGGUCACCUUUAGGCCAAACUGUGCUUAUCAUAAACUUGACUUGAAAAAGUAUGAGUAAAGGUUAAAUAUGAUUAGCAUGGGGGUUCUAAGUGACACUUUCUAUGCAGUUUGUGUAAGUAUUUUUUGCUGUCCUUAUUUUUUAUGAAAAAUUCUUCACACAUCUGCUGAUUUAGAGACUUUCAGGCACAGAUGGAGGAGACAUGAAUUGAAGCCAUAGUUUGUCCGAGUCACCUGUAGUUCUUCAGCUUCUCUUUAGUGUGUCACAGGCCCAAAUUAAAUCAUGACUGCACAUUGCCAACAUAAAACACUAAUUUAACUAAUUCUUUGACAGGGUUGGCCCACUUUGUUUAAAAAAUAUUAUUUCAGAUCUGAACACAACUGAAGUAAAAGUAUUUAAUUCAGUUUCCAAAGGCAUCAUUAGCCGAGGCUGGAGAAGAACAUCUACAAAUGUGAGUCUAACUCACAGACAAAAGCUCCUUGGAGUCACAUGAGGGUCAUGACUUUCUUCAGUAUGUAACUAUGCUAUCUGCAGUCAGCUACCAGCUAAUUCUGUGAACAACACACUCUUACAGCUGCUCCUCAUCACUAUAAGAAUAAUUAAUGUUUAACAUCGUCAGCUAGCAACAAACAGACUGAUUAAAGCUCAUCAGCCAGGAAAACUAAUUAAUGCAGUUCUUUUUGUUCACAGUCAACCAUUUAAUCUUAAGGGAUCAUUAUUAUGAACUCUGUAAUGUGAAAUUAACACUUUAUAUAUCAUCAGUGAUACGGAUGAAAAUUUUUUGUUUGUUUGGACCAAUAUUAUGCACAAAUGUGAAUUUUCUGUAAGCACUAAGUUUAUAAUUAUUUGUAUUAAUUGCUGCAUUUCUGCAGCUCAUUUGUUACUGUAUACAGUUUAUUUGAAGCUAAAGAUCAAAGUCUCUGUCUGCUAAUAGAUAGACAAACAAGACUCGGCACAAAAGUGUUGUUGAUAAAUGAUACGAUGUUGGGUUUUAUUUGUGUAUAAGAGGUGCAGGCAGACUGCAUCGACUACUCUCCAGCUACUUCUAACAUAGUUUGUACUAAGUACGUACUUUAUUAAAGUAUAGUCAAUGCAUAAUUGUAUAAAUGCACCAUU